Messenger RNA from Oncorhynchus nerka (sockeye salmon), 1665 nucleotides. RefSeq names its product splicing factor U2AF 35 kDa subunit. Gene Ontology annotation, biological process: mRNA splicing, via spliceosome. Gene Ontology annotation, molecular function: metal ion binding; pre-mRNA 3'-splice site binding. The transcript is spliced from 8 exons. NCBI's taxonomy places the organism in Eukaryota, Metazoa, Chordata, Actinopteri, Salmoniformes, Salmonidae. Gene Ontology annotation, cellular component: spliceosomal complex; U2AF complex. The coding region runs from base 58 to 768 and encodes 236 amino acids. The record is from RefSeq and is a predicted model, not a curated record.
CCCUUUCUGUCGGUGGUCCACAUUUUACACUCUUUGGUUUAGUCGACAUAAUCGAAAAUGGCGGAAUACCUGGCGUCCAUUUUCGGUACAGAGAAAGAUAAGGUGAACUGUUCUUUCUACUUUAAAAUUGGUGCCUGCCGCCAUGGUGACCGAUGCUCCAGAUUACAUAAUAAACCAACUUUCAGCCAGACCAUUGCCCUCUUGAACAUUUACCGUAACCCUCAAAACACUGCCCAGUCUGCCGAUGGUUUGCGCUGUGCCGUCAGUGAUGUGGAGAUGCAGGAGCACUAUGACGAGUUCUUUGAGGAGGUCUUCACGGAGAUGGAGGAGAAGUAUGGAGAGGUGGAGGAGAUGAACGUGUGCGAUAACCUGGGAGACCAUCUGGUCGGAAACGUAUAUGUAAAGUUCCGUCGUGAAGAAGACGCGGAGAAGGCAGUGAUGGAUCUGAAUAACCGCUGGUUCAACGGUCAGCCCAUCCACGCCGAGCUCUCUCCCGUUACCGACUUCAGAGAAGCCUGCUGCCGCCAGUACGAGAUGGGGGAGUGCACUCGAGGAGGCUUCUGUAACUUCAUGCACCUGAAGCCCAUCUCUAGGGAGCUGAGGAGGGAGCUAUACGGACGCCGCAGGAAGAGGGGAGGGGGGCAUCAUUCUCGCUCCCGUUCCAGGGAACGUCGUUCGCGCUCAAGGGACAGAGGAAGGGGAGGUGGAGGUGGACGCGACCGCGAGAAAAGGCGCUCCAGAGACCGAGAACGCUCUGGAAGAUUCUAAACAGAGCAUCUACCAAACAGCCAUCCCUCCCAUCUCCAUUAUCACUCUCCAUCCAUCCCCAAAUCCCUCUAUCCUUGCCUCCAUUGCGGCCUAUCAAUUCACCCUUGGCCCUUUCAUAUAAUUGCGUCCCAAUGACAAAUUAAUUGGAAGAUGUUGGACAUGUUUUUUUUUUCCUUUUUCUUUUUUUUUUCAAGAAAUGGAACGCUUUUCUUUUCAAUAAAAAAAACUAUAUGAUUUGUACAAAUUUCUUCGAAAUAGUUACUCUGGAAAACAAAAAGUAAUGUUUUUAUAGUGAACAGCUAUGAGUAACUUACUUUUGCCUUGAGUCAUCAUGCACUAGACUGGGUUUACUGUAAGUGAGUGAAUUUAAAUACUUCCCAUAGACUCCCAGUAACUUGACUCCCUCAGCUAAUUUCUCACACAGAACAUGCUCAGCUGUGAACUGAGUGUGCACUUGGCUCAAAAAGACAGUUGCCAUAGAUAUGAAGGAUUAUCUCCUAAACCAUAAGCAUAUCAUACCUCUUUUUUUUCCAGUUUCCCAUGCCAACAUUUGCCUGUUUGGAUUAUGUCUACAAGUACAUAUUAUUGACUGUGUUGACCUAUAAUUUUGGAUAAAUUGACUUGGCUGGAGAGGGAGGAGUCAAGGCCAUAGUGUGGUUGAAGUAACACAUUUAAUACAGAAUUCUUCUGGGUACUUACAUUCAAUAUGAGAAUGACAAGAGUGUGCAAAGCUGUCAAGGCAAAGGGUGUUUACUUUGAAGAAUCUAAAAUAUAUUUUAAUUUGUUUAAUACUUUUUUGGUUACUACAUAAUUCCAUAUGUGUUAUUUCAAUGUUUUGAUGUCUUCACUAUUAUGCUACAAUGUAGAAAAUAGUAAAAAUAAAGGAAAACCCUUGAA